Messenger RNA from Centruroides sculpturatus (bark scorpion), 3738 nucleotides. Its product is annotated as bromodomain adjacent to zinc finger domain protein 2B-like. The coding region runs from base 128 to 3292 and encodes 1054 amino acids. The transcript is spliced from 12 exons. The record is from RefSeq and is a predicted model, not a curated record. NCBI's taxonomy places the organism in Eukaryota, Metazoa, Arthropoda, Arachnida, Scorpiones, Buthidae.
AAAUUUUACCCAUCAAAUUAAUUGCAAACCAUAGGUUUGCCAGCCCCAAUAUAAUUAUUUAUCUAAUUUUCAUAGCAUUAAUUUAUGACAUUAAAUUGCAAUUUAAUAUUUAAUUUCUGUUCUAAAGAUGUAUCAUUGGCUGAAUCAACGACCUUUUUUAGCAUUGAAUCCUAUGCAGAAAGCAGAAAUUUUGGCUUUUCUAUGCAAUGAAUUAUUAUGCAGUAGAGCAGUAAUAAGGCAAAUAGAUAAUAAUAUUGAAGCUGUUAAUUCUCUGCGUAAAGAUAAAUGGUUGAUUGAGGGUGAUCUUCGAAAAUUAAAAUGUAUUCAACAGAAGAGAGUCCAUACUACUUACAUUAAACAGUGUGUUGCAGAAGAUGCUAAAGCUGAAGAAAUUACAACACAAAAAUCUGCAUCCAAUACUAAAUGUAAAAGUACAUCAAAUGUAUCAAAAAAUAAAACCAAAUCAAACAGAAGUAAAAAAGCAAAAGAUACUGAAAUAGAAGAGAAUGAUAUUGGUGGUAAUGAAAGUGGAAAUGACACUGAUGAUACUCAAGAUAUUGGUCAUAUAUCUGAUGGAGAACAACAAACUCAGUACCAAAACAAGUUAACCAGAGCAUGUCAUACAAUUAGAGCUACAACAUUUGGACAGGAUAGAUACAAAAGAAGAUAUUGGGUUCUUCCUUAUUCAGGUGGAAUAUUUGUUGAAGGUCUAGAAUCAGCAGAUCCAGAUCAUGAAAAAGUGAAAAUAAAAUCUUGUAAAGAUAUUAAUGACACAAUAGAUUUUCCUGAUGAUAAAAUGAUUACUAUAGACAAAGAUAUAAAAUUAGAAGAGACAAAUACUCAUUCAUUUAAUGAAACGGAAUCUGAAGAGAAAUUAUGUACAGAAGAUAUAUUAAAUGUAGAAAAAAUCAAAACUUCAGAUAUUGAGAAAGGUGUAAAUAAUAAAGAAAUGAAAGAAGAAAACUCAACAGAAACAGAAUUAAAAAUUUCCACUGAGUGGAUAAAUCAUAAAACUUGUUCGUCACCUAAACAAGGUGAUGUAUUUUCUCCAUUUACUAAUCAGUAUGUUAAAUCAGGGAAUAUAGAAAAAAUGCUAGCUUCUAAAUUAAAUUCUUCUAAUUUAGAAUGUGAUAAAAUACCAAAUUCUCUUCUUAGUGGAGAUCAAAACUGGUUUUUACAAUCUCCGUUUUUUGCUUCUAUACUUGCUAGUAAUAUGUUUUUUAAUGGACCAUUAAUACAUAAUAGAGAACUUAAUGGUAGCUAUUUUAAUUUUCCUAAAGGUGAUAUAUCAUUACAAGAUAGUUCAUUUGGAAAUUUUUUUGGUUUUUCCUCUGGAUUAAUAUCACCUGAACAGGUGGCUAAAAAUUGUGAAAAUUCAAAUAAUCAGUCAAAACCUUGGUUUAGUAUUUUACCACGAAUGCCAUGUGAACACAAUUCUGCCGUAUCACCUUUUAAUUCUGAAGAUAAAAAGUCAUCAGAAAUUCAAGUUUCAAAUCAUUUGAAUUCUAUUUCAUCUAUUGCAUCCACCUCAUCUAGUUCAUCUAAACAUAAUGGUACACACCUACCUCUCUUUCAACAUUCAUCUUCAAGUAAUUUAAGUUCAAAUCCCAAUCAUGCAGCUGCUACAGCUAUGGCAAACUUACAAGCUGAACUUAUGAAUGGUUUCUUUAUUCAUCCCUUUCUUGGUCCUCAACCAUUUGGUCACAGUUAUCAAAAUGGCCCAACAAUAUCUAAUACUUCUACAUCAUCUACAAAUACAACUAAUACGUCAAUUGUUACCAAUAUCAUAAAUAAUACCUCAAAUAGCUUACAACUUACAAAUUCAGAAAUUUUAUCAAAUUUUGGACUACCUAAUCUUCCUCCAGCUUCAUCUACUCCUUCCUCUAUACCUACUCCAAGUGCCACUCCAGGUCCUUCACAUGGAUCAGCUCCGUCAUCUCAGAGAGAGACACCAUCUCCAUCAUUUUGUAGAAAAUAUUUUGUUGAUAAGCAAGAACAGUAUGAAGAACCUCAACCUAUUCCUCUUGAACUUCAGCGUGGAUGGUGGAGAAUUACUGAUUCUGAACAACUUAAGCAAUUACUUAAUGCACUUCAUCCUAGAGGUAUUAGAGAAAAAAUGCUUAAAAAACAACUUCAGAAAUUAUAUAAUUAUGCUUGUGCAUCUUGUUCCAAAGAAAAUCAUGAAGCUACAGAUUUAGAAAUUACUGAUCUUGAUAGAGAAAUAUCUCAAAAAAUUGGAGGUACACCUGAUGCCAACAGUGAGAAUGAAUGGUUUCCUGAUGUGGCUCUUCGUAUUGAUCUUGCUAUUUUAGAACAUGUUGAAUCAAUGGAAGAAAAGGUUGCUAGUGCAAGUAUGCAAGUUAAGGGGUGGAAGAUGCAAGAAAAAUUAUCUAAUGAUCCUACAAUUACAUUUCAUCCUGCCUGUGAUAGUUCAGCAUUUUGCUCAUCUCUCCAAGAUAUAAAGCAUAGAAGUAGUGAUGAAGAAGAGUCAAUUGAUAAGAAUUCUGAUACAAGUUCUGUAACAAAUAAAGAUGAUAAAAAUGAUAAUGCUGAUGAAACUGAGAUUAAUGAGGAUUUAGAACAGAGGACUGAUGAUAAUGAGGAUGAUGCUGAUGCUGCUGACGAUGAUGAUGAUGAUGACGAUGGUGGGAGCUUGAAAGAUAUUAAAAACGAAAAGGACACUAGUGAUAAGGAAAUGGAUAGUUGUAAUGACACAGAACAAAAAAUUCUUAAUCCUGUGGAAGCUGCAAAAGAAAGGCUUUUACUUUUAGAAGCAGCUAUAGAAAGACGAUAUCUUAGAGCUCCACUUGGUACAAGCAGCAGUGAACUGAAAUUAUGUUCAACCUCUAGUGGAAAAACACAAAAUACAGAUGAGAAAGGUAGUGAUGAUAUCCCAGUAGGACUGUUUAAGUGGCGUGAAUCCGUAAAGAAAUGUAAGACGUCUGGACAACUAGCAAUGUGUAUCAAUCUUUUAGAAACGUGUGUUGCAUGGGAUAAAUCAAUUAUGAGAGCUAGUUGUCAGUUUUGUCAUAAUGGAGAUAAUGAAGAAAUGCUCCUAUUAUGUGAUGGUUGUGACAAAGGAUAUCAUACUUACUGUUUUAAGCCAAAAAUGGAAAGCAUUCCAGAUGGUGAUUGGUAUUGUUAUGAAUGCAUAAGUAAGGUAACAGGAGAACGUGUGUGUGUUCUUUGUGGGAAAAAGGGCAAAUUAUUAUCUUGUGAUGGUUGCCCUAAAACAUUUCAUUUAAAUUGCUUAGAACCUCCACUUUCAAAAAUAACUGCCUUUCAUGUGUGAGAGAUCUUUUGACUGCCCAUUUAUUAGAAAACUGACCAUGGGAGAUUAUGUAUACCAUAAUGUAAAGAACCUUGUUGCCGUGUGCAUUAAGUGGUGUUGUGAGUAUAAAGAUAGAUCUUUAUAAAUCUUCCUUAAAAUAAUGCUCCCUUAUGCAGACUGCUGCUCUAAAAAUGUAAUAUAAUAAAUGUAUAUAAUAUAUAAAAAUGUAAUAUAACAGCCACUUGGCACUAACUUCUACACUUAGCUAUUUUUGGUGACACUCAAUUAUUGGCAUUCACUACACUCAGGUUUACUUAUAGACCCUUUGGGGGACUACGGCCUUGCAGUAUAAAAACUGCAUGCCAGCAUGAAACAUAGAGGGUACUGUGGCCAUAUGUACGCUGUUCAGAGGGAUCCUACCUUUCACUACUGUCUAUCUCCUCUCCCUCCUUCUUCCCCUUCCCUUU